Messenger RNA from Trichophyton rubrum CBS 118892, 390 nucleotides. RefSeq lists its product as uncharacterized. The record is from RefSeq and is a predicted model, not a curated record. The transcript has a single exon. NCBI's taxonomy places the organism in Eukaryota, Fungi, Ascomycota, Eurotiomycetes, Onygenales, Arthrodermataceae. Bases 1 to 390 code for a protein of 129 amino acids.
AUGCUGCGAUUAUUAUCCACUCCACAGCCCAACGACUCCGAGCACAGCAGUGAGCUGAGACACCACAGCUCUAGGCCGUACGGGGAAGUUCUACACCUUGUUAAACACGCAUGUAAAGUCAGCAACAUCAGCGGCACGGACGCAGAGGAUAGAUCCGAAUGGAGCGGUCGGUCUUGGGGCCCUCAUCUUUACAAGGAGGUUUCCCAGGUCAAACCAUGGUGCGGACCAAAGAGCUGGGAAAAAGCUGGAGUCAAGGGCCAAUUGGGCUGCCACGUUGUACAUCAACCGAACCAGGGGAUUCCGCCAGCUGCAUAUAUUUAUGCAUUCAAUAUAGAGGUCAUUGUCUUUAACAUGCCAGGAAACCCUCUACCUUUAACUGGUUAUGGCUAA